UUUGCAUGUGGGUUAGAUGGUGGUUUAUGUUAGUGGUUUAUGUUAGUGGUUUAUGUAGGUGGGUUAUGUUAGUAGUUUUUGUUAGUGGUUUAUGCUAGUGGUUUAAGUUAGUGGUUUCUGUUGGUGGUUUAUGUUGGUGGUUUGUGUUAGCGGUUUUUGCGAGUGGUUUAUGCAAACGGUUUAUGUUAGUGGUUUAGGGUAGGUGAUUUUCGUUAGUGGUUUUAUGUUGGUGAUUUGUUUGACUUUUUUUAUGCUAGUUGUUUUUACCGUAGCUCUUUUACGUAAACCGGUUUAGUUAAGCUGUUUCUCGUUAGGCUGGUUUAUUUAUGCGGUUUAGUUGUGCGGUCUAUGGAUUUGUUUUCUAGUUGGUUAUCUUUCAUGUAAUGUUAUGCGGUCUUAUUUAGCAGAAUGGUAUGUUGAUGAUUUAUGAUGCUGCUUAUGGUUGUGGUUGGAUUUCAAGCCGGUUCUAACUGAGCGUUUCAUUUUGUGAGCAGCCCCAGCGAUGCAUUAGGAGCAUGCGGCGGCAGCAGGGCAUGCGACUUGAUGACAGAUACGUUCCGUACUUGCAGAUGGCAGGUCUAUACCAUCUUGCAAGGCUGAACGACCGAUGGUUCCAGCUAGACGAGGCUCUUGUCAGUGCUUUCGUAGAGCGAUGGCGUCCAGAGACGCACACGUUCCACAUGCCGUUCGGAGAGUGCACCAUCACACUCCAGGACGUGGCAUACCAGCUGGGUUUGCCAGUGGACGGCCGUUACGUGAGCGGGUGCUUGUCCGAGUUCCAUAUAUACAUCGAGGGUGGCCGUCCAGCCUGGGUCUGGUUCCAGGAGUUGCUCGGAGUUAUACCUCCUCCCAGCCAGGUUCAGAAGUACGCAGUGAACUGCAGCUGGUUUCAGGAGACCUUCGGGGAGUGCCCUGAGGAUGCUGAUGAUGAGACUGUGCGCCGUUAUGCCCGUGCGUAAAUCAUGAUGUUGUUGGGCACGCAGCUGUUUGCGGACAAGUCCGGGAACCGUAUUCACAUCAGAUGGCUCCCGUACGUAGCUAGGCUGGAGGAGAUGGGUACCUACAGCUGGGGUUCCGCCGCACUGGCUUGGUUGUACCGGUGCAUGUGCCGAGUGGCAAACAGACAUGUGGUCAAGUUAGCGGGACCGCUUCAGCUGCUCCAGUCUUGGAUCUUUUGGCGCUUUCCUCGAUUUAGGCCAGCAGGAUAUGAGGAGUCGAGCUGGCCCUUGGCAUCCAGAUGGUCAGGUUACAACCCUUCCGGGAGCGAGAAGGGUCCUAGAGUGGAGAUGUGGAGGCUCAGGAUAGACAUGUUACAGGAUGGGGAGUUUCUAUGGAUGCCGUAUACUACUCCGGACGUACUUCAGGUUGUGCAUCCAGAGGUUUUGGAGCCUCGGCAUAUGGCGUUGUGGCGCUCUGUGACGGCGCUGAUCUACUUUGCUGUGAUAGAGUGGCAUCAGAUAGAUCGUGUUCUUCCGCAGUUUGGUGGGGUUCAGCCCAUUCCGCAUCCCGCCCUGAACAUUGACUUUUUGAUGUCCAAGGACGGUAGAGGCGGCGAUCGAUGGUUCCCGUCUACUUUGCAGAGGUGGCAUCUCCUUUGGGACUCUCGUCAGGACUGUGUGCUGAGGUUCGACGUUGUAGGCGACCCCGGUCCUUCGCAUGCGUUCCUUGACUGGUGGCGUCAGUAUGGUAAGAGGUUCUUGUCUCCGGAGUCGCAGUUGGGGGAUCCUAGAGCAGUUCCUAUUCCAUUAGAGGCCUCACAGCGGGGUCCGGGGCGAGUUCCUGACAUGGAUCGUCAGGAGGACGUGCCGGACAAGCGUAGGGUUGAUAGGAGGAUGGGUGUGGGGACACGAAGGAGCCAGCGUGAGUGGAGGUGGCCUGACCUUGGUGUGCACGAUGAUUACGACGCCGGUCCCGCUAGAGGCGGAGGACGAGGCCGGCGAGGUAGGGCGAGGGGUCGUCCUGACCAUCGGGACGACACCGACGAUCAGCAUCGGCCCGUUGGUGGGGGUGGUUCAGGGGCGGCUGCAUCUGCUGGUACUACCACACACGAUCAUGGUCAUGCAGGUGAGUUGUAUGGUACAGGGAUGGGUGCCGGGGCUUACACAGGUGAUGCUGUACUUGGAUCAGGCCCUCUUGGAGAUUACUUCGUUGGUGUGUGGUGGACGAAAUUGUGA
Messenger RNA from Arachis stenosperma, 2174 nucleotides. RefSeq names its product serine/threonine-protein phosphatase 7 long form homolog. Lineage: Eukaryota; Viridiplantae; Streptophyta; Magnoliopsida; Fabales; Fabaceae. The coding region runs from base 963 to 2174 and encodes 403 amino acids. The record is from RefSeq and is a predicted model, not a curated record. The transcript is spliced from 3 exons.